AUGGUUAUCUAUGUUUUCAGUGCUGUGGUGGUUCUUCGCAGCUGUAGCGGUUUAAUGAGUCAGCUAAUCUCCACUCAGUAUCAGCCAGGCACUCAUGCCACUCAACAGCCAGCAGCUGACGAUGACAAAGAUGUAUCUGAGUCGAUUGACCAUAUCGUCGACAUUCCCCCAAGCGUUCACAGGUAUUCCCGCUCCAAAUGGAGAAGAUUGAUGGAUAGAGAUAGGCAAUUCUUAGAUCCCUCAGCCGAUCACCAUCAAUUUGGUCAAAUGUCGUUAAACCUCGGUUACAACCCAGCCGAACAAAGUGAAAUCUCUUCUACAGGAACACCAGAUAACCAGUAUGUGAACUUUUCUCAUCAUUAUACCCAACAUCAACGUACCGAGGAUAGGGAAACCGGAGAGGCCAGGUCUAUGCUCCCUACCCACAUCAGGGAGAAGCACUCAACACAGGAAUUGCAUUUGUUGGGAUUCAAUAUCACAUAUAGUCCCGUUUGGCUUCAGUUCACUCUUUUAUCAUCAGCUAUUUUCGUAUUCUAUGUUGGAUAUGGCUAUAUGCAGGAACUUAUAUUCAAACUUCCGGGUAUGAAACCCUUUGGGAUGUACCUUACUUUAGUUCAGUUCAUUAUUUAUACUAUAUGUGGAUGGGCAGAGGGAACUAUGUACCACGAGACAAAGAGAAAGAUUCCUUUAAAAAUCUACUGUCUGCUUGCAUUUUUUACUGUUGCCACGAUGGGCCUUUCAAAUGCGUCUGUAGGCUACCUCAAUUACCCAACACAGGUCAUAUUUAAAUGUUGCAAGCUAAUUCCUGUUUUGAUAGGAGGGAUCAUUAUACAAGGGAAGCGAUAUGGUUGCAUAGAUGUGACGGCAGCAAUACUUAUGAGCGUUGGCUUGAUUAUGUUCACCUUGGCAGAUAGUAAGGUGUCCCCGAAUUUCGAUUCAAGGGGCUAUAUAAUGAUCAUUGGAGCACUUCUUGCGGAUGCUGUGAUUGGUAAUAUUCAGGAGAAAAAUAUGAGGAAGUACGGCGGAUCCAGCAACGAAAUGGUCCUCUACUCUUACUCUAUUGGGUCUGUCUAUAUUUUUGUGAUUACGAUCGGUACCGGAGAAUUUUUCAGUGCUUUCACGUUUUUCCUAGAGAAUCCUUGGAAGACGUACGGAUAUGGCUUAAUCUUCGGUUUUCUCGGUUAUCUCGGCGUGAAUGUGGUUGUUACACUUAUUAAGGUUUGUGGAGCGCUGGUGGCAGUGACAGUAACAACACUGCGUAAAGCACUCACAAUAGUUCUUUCCUUUAUUCUGUUCUCCAAACCAUUUACUGCGGAUUACUUGUGGGCAGGACUAAUCAUUCUUUUGGCAGUCUAUCUUAACUUGUACAGCAAAAACAAGCAAAAAUGGGAUGCAGAAUUAAAACGAGUAGUGAUGAAGCUCUUGCCAUCGUCAAAAGCGACCGUUUUUGUGAAGGAUAAUUUAUUGAUGGUUUAG
Necator americanus (New World hookworm) is the source of this 1476-nucleotide messenger RNA. RefSeq lists its product as uncharacterized. Gene Ontology annotation, cellular component: Golgi membrane; endoplasmic reticulum membrane. Lineage: Eukaryota; Metazoa; Nematoda; Chromadorea; Rhabditida; Ancylostomatidae. The record is from RefSeq and is a predicted model, not a curated record. The coding region runs from base 1 to 1476 and encodes 491 amino acids. The transcript has 14 exons. Gene Ontology annotation, biological process: transmembrane transport. Gene Ontology annotation, molecular function: 3'-phosphoadenosine 5'-phosphosulfate transmembrane transporter activity.